AUGGAAGAACUUGGUAAUUCAAUGGAAAGGGUGUUAGAGAAACAGGGUGUUUGGACACCAGUAACACCACAAAAGUUCUAUCUCUCUCGGCCGCCGGAGCCGAUUUCCGGUGACAGGGCUGCCGGGAAUUGGGUUCAGCCUGUGGUUUUCAAUGCUGUGACUUCCAUGGACACAAACAGAGGUUUGUACACUAGUGCAUUGGCCGCCAAACAAGGUACAGUACCGGAAGAGGAGGGAAUUGUGUGUGGGAAUUCAAGCAUAGAUGGUCCGAAAUUGUGUAAUUGGGACGAGCUUACUUUUAUGGAGCUAAUGGUUCUGGCAAACAACACUCAACUAAUUUCAGAAUCUGCGUUUGAUGAUGGCGGCAUUGCAAAUAACAACAAUCAAAGCUCAUUGUUUGGAGAUCAUACUUACGCCAACCACCCACCAAUACAAAAGGAUGAUAGAGCUGAUCAAGAAGGAGGAAAGGAUGAAAUAGAUAAUAGAGCUGAUCAAGAAGAAGGAAAGGAUGAAAUGCAGCGUGAAGGUGAGAACUCACAGUCCACUCCAACUCACAGAAAGAGACACCACAGUGAUAUAGACUCGAACAAAAAGUCAACACAGAGACCAAAAAGGAAAAAAUAUUGGCCUAAGAUAGCAGUUGAAGGCAAAGCAAGAAAGGCCCCAAAAUCUCAUAAGCCAGCAUCUUCAACUCCAACUCCUAAAACUCCAAAAACUCCAAAACAGCCAACACCAAAGCGUGCCACUUUGAAGAAGAGCAAUAAUGCAAGGAAGAAAAAUCUCAAAGUAUCUGUCACUCCUGGGAAAGAACAUGCUAAUCCUCUUGAACAUUCCGCAAAGGAAGCCGCAAUUGAUCAGAAUCCUCCUGAACAUGAUGCAAAGGAACCAGCAAUUGAUGAUGCAAAGACUGCAGAAGCAGUUGAUCAGAAUCCUCUUCAACAUGAUGCAAAGAUUGCAGAAGCUAUUGAUCAGAAUCCUCUUGAACAUUCUGCAAAGUGUGCAGAAGCAAUUCAUGCUCCAAAGUCAUGCAGGCGAGUUCUCAAUUUUAUAUUAGAAGCUCAUGGGAGACAAAAUAAUGAUUCGACAAAGAGAAAUGUUAUUACUGAACAGAAUUCUCUACUAGUGUAUCGUAGGGUAUUCCAAGCCAACAAAUGUGAAAGAAAUAGCAAAUUAAUUGGACCAAAUUUUCCAAGAAUUUUCAAGAAAAGAAGGAUGGAGAUAGAAAAGUCUAUAUUGCAUUGGGGUGAAGGAAUUACUGUCCGAAGACGUGGUUUUGUAAAAUUUUUACCAACACAAUUUCAAAGAACACAAGCAUUUAGUGAUCCCGAAUCUUUUUGGUGUAUAUUCUCGUUAAUCCCAGCAGUAAAGUCUAAAUAUAAACAGAGAAGAUCGCACAGGCUAAAAGGAAUUGACAAUAUCCGAAUGGAAGUACAGGAUAAUAUUGUUGAAAUUGGCAAAAAUGAACAACCGGUGGAAGGACAGAAUAAUAUGGUGACUUCUCAUGAAAGCCCUGUGGAUAUUGUUCAGAGAUUAGGGUUGGACACUCCAAGUUCACAGUCGGUCACUAGGUCAGAGGUUAAAAGUUCAGAAGUUCACCAUUCUAUGGUUCUAGUCCAGGGACCAGAGUCGGUCACUAGGUCAGAGGUUAAAAGUUCAGUGGUUCAAAGACCAGCUCCAAAGGUCACCCCUAAAAAGAAGAAGGUUCAGAGACUAGAUUUGGUCACUACAAAAAGAUUGAUUCAGAGACUAGAGUUGGCCACUCCAACCCAUACCGGGUUAGAGUAUGGAAAUAAUAUUGAUGAUAUUACUCGAAGACUAAAGGAUGUUUGUAUCAAUGAUGAAGGAUGCCGCCAACUUGUAGUUCAUCAUCAAAAUGCACCAUGCCGCCAACUUGUAGUUGAUCAUCAAAAUGCACCAUACCGCCAACUUGUAGUUCAUCAGCAAAAUGCACAAUGCUGCCAACUUGUAGUUCAUCAGCAAAACACACAUCCUGAGCGUGAGCAGUCAGGAGCUCUAGUUCCGCGUGAGCAGUCGGGAGCUCUAGUUCCCCUUAAGAAACGCAAAUCACAGCCCAAAGUUGAUCUUGAUGCAGAGUCAAUGAGGGUAUGGAAACUGCUGACAGAUAAUGAUGGCUCUCAUGAAGAAGAAGAGCAUGACAAGGAUAAGAAGAAAUGGUGGGAAAAACAGAGAGAAGUAUUUCGUGGACGGGUGGACUCAUUUAUUAACCGCUUGAAUCAUAUCCAAGGGAAUAGGAAGUUCUCACAAUGGAAAGGUUCAGUUGUGGACUCGGUGGUAGGAGUUUUCCUGACUCAAAAUGUGUCGGACCAUCUUUCAAGUUCCGCUUUCAUGAGUCUUGCUGCUCGAUUUCCUCUUCGAUCUACGAGUAAUCACACAGUAUGCAAUCUACAAGAAGCAGCUGAGGAAACAUGGAAUGAAAAUGGCAAGCAGUCACCUUCUCUAAGACAGAGCAAAGAGACUAUAGGCACGACGAGACCAAUUUCUGGUGAAGGAGAGGUUAACAAAGUUGUCAAAGAUAAAUCUGCAAUUCAGAAUUUUGAUUCUUUAACCGGUGGAAAUCUGUCAGCCACAUUCAUGCCCUCCAAUAAUGAAACUUCUUGUUGCAAACUUGACAAACACUCGUGUGAUGGGACUGGAAUUGAUGAUGGAAAUCGGAUGGAGAAUCAAAAGAAAGGAUUAAGCUUAUCAGACAAUGUAUUUGACUUGGAAGGUGCAUAUGUAUCAGGCCAUUUGCCUGGUUCCAAAGUUCCCCUUGCCCCUUCUAAUAUGGAGAUUGAUUCUCCAGGGCUCUUGGGAGGCUUUGAAAACAUAAAUAUGAAGGAGACGGGGGACACAUAUGCAUCAUUAGACAAGUGCCAAUUGCCCGGUGAAAGUAGCUUCCAAACAGAAGUCGGGAAAGAAAAAAUCUUACACUCUAGCAACAAUCGUCAAGGAAACAAUAAAAUGAUCUUGCAGCCUGAAACAACCUUGAGAACAAAGAAAUCCAAGGUUGCGGAGAAGCAAGAAAACCCAAUUAACUGGGAUGAUCUAAGGAAAACCUAUUCCAGCAGUAGAGAACCUACUCCUACUGGUGAUGCGAUGGAUUCAUUGGACUGGGAGGCAGUCAGGAAAGCACCAGUUGAAGUGGUCGCUCAGACCAUUUUGGACCGUGGAAUGAACAAUGUUCUUGCAGUUCGAAUCAAGGAGUUUCUUGAUCGAGUGGCUAGAGAUCAUGGAAGUCUCAACCUUGAGUGGCUAAGAAAUGUACCAUCACAGAAAGCAAAGGAUUACUUGUUGAGUAUUGAAGGUCUGGGUUUGAAAAGCGUGGAGUGUAUACGGCUUUUGUCACUUCGUCACCAUGCCUUCCCAGUGGACACAAAUGUCUGUCGGGUAGCAGUGCGUCUAGGCUGGGUCCCUCUGCAACCACUUCCCGGUGAUUUACAGAUACAUCUCCUAGAGCAGUACCCUAUGUUGGACGCGGUUCAAAAGUAUCUAUGGCCGCGGCUGUGCAAACUUGAUCGACUAAAACUAUACGAACUACAUUAUCAGAUGAUUACUUUUGGGAAGAUUUUUUGCACAAAAAAAAAUCCAAAUUGCCAUGCAUGUCCAAUGAGGGGAGAGUGCAAACACUUUGCGAGUGCAUUUGCAAGUUCUAGGCUUGCCCUGCCAGGGCUACAGGAGACAGGUAGAGGAAAUCCAGGGGUUCCAGAUGCAUAUGCUCCAAACCCUGUUGUGGGCAUUACACCAAUAACGGGGUCCCUCCCCGAGGAGAACUUACCGGACUCAAGAUACCAAAGCAAUGAUUGUGAACCUAUCAUUGAAAUGCCAGAUUCUCCAGGGCCUGUAGAUACCGAAACACUUGAAAGGGACAUUGGAGACAUUGAAGAUUUGUUCACGGAGUCCGAUGACAAAAUACCUACGGUCAACUUAAAUGAAGAAGAGUUUAAAAGCAAUUUAAUGGACUAUAUAGAGAAGAACAAUAUUCCAAUCUCAGAAGAAGAUAUGUCAAAAGCUUUGGUUCUUCUAAGUUCAGAAGCUGCUUCGAUGCCUGCGCCUAAAAUAAUGAAGUAUAUUGCCCGAUUAAAGACAUUGCACAAUGUCUAUACGAUUCCGGAUGACCACGUCCUUUUGGAAGGGCUAGAGAAGCGGGAUCCUGAUGAUCCAAGUCCGUACCUUCUUGCUGUAUGGACACCAGAAUUUGGAGCGAGAACGGUUCAGGAGAUCUUUGCGAAAGGAUUUAUUUGUGUGAGAGGAUUCAACAGAAAGACUCGGUAUCCCACACCAAUUCCUCGUAAAUUUCACAUAUCGGCAUCUGAGGUAGCAAAGAGGAAGACAAAGAAAACAAGGAAAUCAAGGAAAACAAGAGAUAGUAGUACUGCUAAUCCAUAG
Molecule: messenger RNA, 4386 nt
Organism: Cornus florida
Lineage: Eukaryota; Viridiplantae; Streptophyta; Magnoliopsida; Cornales; Cornaceae
Product: protein ROS1A-like
Exons: 15
Coding region: 1-4386 (1461 amino acids)
Biological process (GO): base-excision repair
Molecular function (GO): 4 iron, 4 sulfur cluster binding; DNA N-glycosylase activity; DNA demethylase activity
Source: RefSeq, a predicted model, not a curated record